Messenger RNA from Blepharisma stoltei, 300 nucleotides. Lineage: Eukaryota; Ciliophora; Heterotrichea; Heterotrichida; Blepharismidae. The record is from the annotation of a GenBank genome assembly.
AUGAUGGCAAAGUCUUCAACUGAGAUUGUGCUUGAUAUAAAACCUUAUGAUCAGACAACCAAUCUUGGCGAAUUAGCAGAAAAAGUGUUCAAAACUGUUUGCUUUGAAGGCUUGUCUUGAAAUAGUGACUAUACAAUAUCCCCAAUUGCUUUUGGGCUGAAAAAACUAGUAGUAAAGGGCACAAUAAGUGGCAAUUUAGUUAAUAUUGACGAUUUGAUGGAUGAAAUAAAUUAUAUGAAAGGAAGCGAUGAUAGCGAUAUUGUUCACUCAGUGGACUUAGCCUCGUUUAGAAGAAUUUAA